This is a messenger RNA of Austrofundulus limnaeus, 333 nucleotides long. Its product is annotated as serine/threonine-protein phosphatase 2A regulatory subunit B'' subunit alpha. Gene Ontology annotation, biological process: protein dephosphorylation. Lineage: Eukaryota; Metazoa; Chordata; Actinopteri; Cyprinodontiformes; Rivulidae. Gene Ontology annotation, molecular function: calcium ion binding; protein phosphatase regulator activity. Gene Ontology annotation, cellular component: protein phosphatase type 2A complex. The record is from RefSeq and is a predicted model, not a curated record.
GACGUUGACAGUGAAGGUCCGGAGCCGUCAGACUGGGACAAAUACGCCUCAGAGGAGUACGAGAUACUGGUAGCAGAGGAGACGGCUAACGAGCAGCUGCAUGAAGGGGGAUUCGAUGACGACUACGAGGCUGAGGAACUACAAGAGCCUGGAGAGAUUGGGAAUAAAAUGGAAAAACUGGUCAUAUCCAACCUGACGGCAUAAAAAAACUUCUGACUCCUCCUUCAAAACAACACACCCAGAGGGCUUUUUGGGAUUUUCGUAUCCAAAAACACACAGCUAACAGUGGAAUCCCCUAACAUUGGAGUGUGUGUGUGUGUGUGUGUGUGUGUG